Acomys russatus (golden spiny mouse) is the source of this 4419-nucleotide messenger RNA. It is a transcript of the gene Hfm1, whose product is annotated as helicase for meiosis 1. The record is from RefSeq and is a predicted model, not a curated record. The coding region runs from base 1 to 4419 and encodes 1472 amino acids. The transcript has 38 exons. Lineage: Eukaryota; Metazoa; Chordata; Mammalia; Rodentia; Muridae. Gene Ontology annotation, molecular function: nucleic acid binding; ATP binding.
AUGUUGAAAUCAAAUGAUUGUCUUUUUUCCAUGGAUAACUCGUUUUUCAGUAGCCGAGAUGAAACUGAAAUCUUUCCAGUUAAGGAAAAAUCACCAGAUUGGUUUCUCCCUCCAGCACCACGGAUUUCAGAAAUGCCAGAUAUUCAAGAGGUAGAGGAAGAAAUUGAAAGUUAUAAACUAUUAGGUCAAGGAAAGAGUCCAAAAAUGUUAACAUCAAAUUUGAAGAUCAUUAAUGAAGACAAGAAUUUACCAACACAGAAAUUCCAUUUUCCUUAUAGUGUACAUAAACAGGAUUACCUAACUUUAGGAGGAUCAAGUAACAAAGGCGGGUCACACACAGCUGGCAAGCUGCUCUAUGGUUCUUCUCAGAACCAUAAGAACCUCAUGGGCACUGAGAGUCCACCUGCGAAGAAUGGUCUUGGUGACACAAAAUUACCUAAUGCUGCAGGACACACAGGAAAGGGGACAUCAGCAUUCAAAGCAAGAUUAUCUAGAACAUGUGGCAAUAUUCAUGAAUGUGCUAAUGAAAGUUUAAAUUUGGAUUCUCAUAUUAGCCCAGUGGAACUUGCCCAAACAAAUGUAAGCAAAGAGAAUUCAUUGAACUAUAGCAGUACUAAACAGAAACUUCAACAUUCUGCAAACAAAUUCAAAGCAAAUGAUGCUUUUUCUGCCUCUGGAAUUGGAGAAAACAUAUUCAAAGUACCACCCUUUUCUGUUGCAUCUCAGCCUCAUGACAUUCAAGGCACAACACCAAAUGGCUUAGGUUCCUUGAAGGCUGUCACAGAAAUCCCAUCAAAAUUUAGAAGUAUAUUCAAAGAAUUCCCUUACUUCAACUACAUACAGUCCAAAGCCUUUGAUGAUCUUCUGUACACAGAUAGGAAUUUUGUGAUUUGUGCCCCCACUGGUUCUGGGAAAACUGUGGUGUUUGAGCUAGCAAUAACAAGGCUGUUAAUGGAAGUACCAUUGCCAUGGUCCAACAUGAAAAUUGUUUAUAUGGCGCCAAUAAAAGCCCUUUGUAGUCAGCGGUUUGAUGACUGGAAAGAAAAAUUUGGACCACUAGGCUUGAAUUGUAAAGAACUUACUGGAGACACCGUAAUGGAUGACCUAUUUGAGAUUCAACAUGCCAAUAUAAUUAUGACAACUCCAGAGAAGUGGGACAGCCUGACUAGGAGGUUGAGAGACAACUCUUUCAUCCAACUGGUUCGCCUGUUUCUCAUUGAUGAGGUGCACGUUAUAAAAGAUGAGCACCGUGGCCCAACGCUUGAGGUUGUGGUUAGCAGAAUGAAGACUGUGCACUCGUCAUCUAGGGCCGUGAGAAGGGCCGUCCCUGCGCCCGUAAGAUUUGUAGCCGUAUCUGCUACCAUUCCCAACGCCGAGGAUGUCGCAGAGUGGCUGUCAGACGGCGAGAGACCUGCUGUGUGUCUGAAAAUGGAUGAGAGCCACAGACCUGUGAAACUUCAGAAAGUGGUCCUGGGUUUCCCCUGUGGUAGUAACCAAACUGAGUUCAAGUUUGAUUUAGCUCUCAACUAUAAAGUUUACAGUGUUAUACGGACAUACUCCGACCAGAAGCCCACACUUGUGUUUUGUGCAACAAGGAAAGGUGUGCAGCAGGCUGCUUCUGUUCUUGUAAAUGACGCCAAAUUUAUGGUCACUGUGGAACAGAAACUAAGGUUACAGAAGUCUGCAUAUUCUAUAAGGGAUUCAAAGUUAAAAGAUAUUUUGGUGCGUGGUGUUGCCUACCAUCAUGCUGGAAUGGAGCUAUCAGAUCGAAAAUUGGUGGAAGGAUUGUUCACUGCUGGAGAUCUACCAGUGCUUUUUACCACCAGCACUCUAGCUAUGGGGGUGAACUUGCCAGCUCACCUGGUGGUUAUAAAGUCUACAAUGCACUACGCUGGAGGCAUGUUUGAGGAGUACAGUGAGACAGACAUCCUGCAGAUGAUCGGGAGAGCAGGCAGGCCUCAGUUUGACACCACAGCGACUGCAGUUAUUAUGACUCGGUUAAGUACAAGAGAAAAGUACGUUCAGAUGUUAGCUUGUAACGACACUGUAGAAAGCAGUUUGCACAGACAUCUUAUUGAACAUUUGAAUGCAGAGGUAGUGAUGCACACCAUCACGGAUGUGAGCAUUGCUCUGGACUGGAUCCGGUCAACCCUGCUGUAUAUCAGAGCUCUGAAAAACCCGUCUCAUUAUGGUUUUGUAUCUGGAUUGAACAAGGAUGGAAUUGAAGCAAAAUUACAAGAAUUAUGUUUGAGGAAUCUGAAAGAUUUGUCAUCACUAGACUUGAUUAAGAUGGAUGAAGAUGUUUAUUUCAAACCAACAGAGGCCGGGAGACUAAUGGCUUGGUAUUAUAUUACAUUUGAGACAGUGAAGAAAUUUUAUGCAACCAGUGGAAAAGAAACUUUAUCAGAUUUAAUUUCAAUGAUGUCCAGCUGCAGUGAGUUCCUAGACGUGCAGCUCAGGGUAAAUGAGAAGAGAGCGUUGAAUACUCUAAAUAAAGACCCGAACCGAAUAACUAUCAGAUUUCCAAUGGAAGGGAAAAUUAAAACAAGAGAAAUGAAAGUAAACUGUCUGAUUCAGGCUCAGCUAGGAUGCAUUCCUGUACAAGACUUUGCUUUGACACAAGAUACCACGAAGAUUUUCAGAAAUGCCUCAAGAAUUGCAAGAUGGUUGUCAGAUUUUGUGGCUGCUCAGGAAAAGAAGUUUGCUGUGCUUUUAAACAGUGUGAUUUUAGCUAAAUGCUUUAAGUGUAAACUCUGGGAAAACUCUAGACAUAUAUCUAAACAGCUGGAUAAAAUUGGCAUAUCAUUGUCAAAUACCAUGGUAAAUGCAGGUCUGACUUCUUUUAAAAAAAUAGAAGAAGUAAACGCAAGAGAACUUGAGCUGGUUUUAAGCAGACACCCGCCGUUCGGAACCCAGAUAAAAGAAGCUGUGAUGCAUCUACCGAAAUAUGAACUUGAAGUGGAGCAGAUUGCAAGAUAUAGUGAUACCAAGGCAGAAAUACUCGUGACCGUUAUAUUGAGGAACUUUGAACAGCUGCAAACUAAAAGAACAGCACCAGACUCUCACUAUACUACCUUAAUCAUAGGUGAUGCAGAUAAUCAAGUCGUUUUUAAGCACAAAAUUCUGGAUUCCGUUUUGUUAAAAAGUGGAAAUUGGGCUAAGAAAAUUGAUGUGAAGAGAGCACUUACAUCUGAAGAUCUCAGCAUAAAUCUAAUUAGUUCUGAUUAUGUUGGUCUUGAUAUUCAGCAGAAAUUUACAGUCUUUUAUUUAGGACCCAGGAAGUUUGUAAAUCAAACAGCUGUGCAAAGAAAAUCAGAAACAGGUGUUUCUCGUCUUAAAUAUGCAGACGGAGCCACUGCAGCAGGAUUCAGUGAAGGAAUGGCUACCUGCAAAAAGCCUGGGAACCGAGAAUGCAAUCAUCAUUGUAAAAAUAAACAUACAUGUGGACAUGACUGCUGUAAGAUUGGAGUUGCACAGAAGCCGGAAGUUAAGGAGUUGGCAAUGUCUUCAUAUUUGUCUGACUUAAAAAGCAGAAAUGCUGUUUCUUCCCUUCCUCCAGCUAAACGACUCAAGAUACAGAUGAACAAAUAUCAAAAUGUGGACCUUAAAGUAUUUGGUUUUACUCCAAGGCCUUCCCUUUCCAGUGUAUCAAGGUCAGAAUAUUUAAGCACCUCUGGAUUGCCAAUAUUGGAACAGUGGGAUCAGCAUGAAACCUAUGGAAAAGUUCAGCCAGCACCAUAUGAAUAUCGUCGUGGCAAAGAUUUUCCUGGAUGGGACUAUUGUACAACGUCAAAUGGAAAGACCCCUGAAACAGUGACGCUCAGCAGGCAUGCUAAUGCUCCUGGAAACCGCAGUGCUGCAGAUGAAAGCAAGUCUUCAGGAGUUCUGAAUGUGAACUUUGAGCUGGGAGAUGAAGUUUGGGAUGACUUUGAUGAUGAAAGCUUAAUAGACGUGAUGAGCUUUUCAGCUGAUGCAGAGCAGACAGCUGUACCAGGACUUGGAGACACUUGUGGUUCAAGUCGCAGCAGAAGUAAGCUGCCCUUCCAAAAGUCAAGCAGCAAAUUCCACAGAGAAAUCUCAAACAGUUUUGUUUCAUCACACAAGAAGCAAGAUGUUUAUAUAUCAGACUGUGCCAUGUCCAAGUGUGAGCCAUCCUCUGUGGUAGAAUUACCUCAACAAGCUGCAAAUGCAAGUCUUGUCAGUUUACAAGAGCGAAGACAGCUGUCUCUCUCUCCCGUGAUUGAGAGGGUGUGUUUUACUGGUGCUAAGAAAACACCACAGUCUCCCAAGUUUAAGGAAGUUGAUAUUUUUAUUGGAAACAGUGGCUCUAAAAAGGACAUUGAUCUUAGUAAGUAUUAUCCUGAUGAUGCAGCUGAAGAAAUGAAGGCCCUUCUAGGAAUAUUUAAUGGCAUUUUCUAA